CUGUUCUCAAAACAAGCAAAAACCUCUCCUGUAGCUGAAGUUGAAGCAAACUCUUAGAGUCUGAUAACCUUUUUUAGGGGCUGUUGAACUUUGAUUUACACUAAAUGGUGGCGAGCUUUACGCCUUCUAUGGCCGUAACUGUAGAUAAGUGUAAUGUUAUCAAAUGAAGCGCAUUCAAAUUUCGCGCUGUUUGAUCCGCCUUUAAAGAGAGACCAGUCUGUUAGCUAGCCAUGUUUGUCACCGUAAAAAUGCGUCAAGAGCAUACAUAAGGUAAAGAGGACAUUCUGUUUUGUAUAUGUAUGCUGUGAGACCAGACAGACGUCUUUAAAAUGGAGGUGACGGAUAUCGGAAACAAAGAAGAGGGGAAAGUCUGGCAUCGAAAACCAACACCAGGAAAAGGAGUGUUGGUGACGGUGGUCCGCACUGCUCAGCAGGCCAAGAUAGUGCGUUUUCUCCAUGUGACCUUUGACACCACAGGGGACUCCUUCCUGGCUGGAGAUCACCAUGGCAACAUCUACGUCUUUGACAUCAGUAGAAACAGAUUCCGUCUGGUGCAGAAGACAGGGCAAGCCUGCACUGCUCUGGCCUUCAGCCUCCGCAGGACCACAGAGUUCCUGGUGGCCUUGGCUGACUACACCAUCAAGUGCUUUGACAAAGACACAAAGCAGCUGGUCAGUUGGAUGCGGGGUCACGAGGGAUCAGUUUCUUCGAUCUCUGUCCACAGCUCCGGUCGCUACGCCAUCAGCACGUCUUCAGACACGGCUCAGCUCUGGGACAUGGACACCUUCGAGAGGAAGAGGAAGCUCAACAUCCGACAGUCUGUUGGUAUUCAGAGGGUGUUUUUCCUUCCUCUCAGUAACACCAUCCUCAGCUGCUUCAGCGAUGACUCCAUCUUUGCUUGGGAGAGCGACACUCUGUCCUGCAAAUACCAGCUCCCUGUCCCUGACUGUGGACCCAAAGUCUCCUACAAGGCCUUCGCUGUCACACGUGAUGGUAAGAGCCUUGCUGCUGGGGGGCGUUCCAACCUGCUGCACCUGUGGUGUCUGGACAGCAAACAGCUGAUCAGGGUGAUUCAGAUGCCCACGCAGGUCCGAACCGUCAGACAGCUGGAUUUCCUGCCGGACAGCUUUGACGGAGGAGCCAGCCAGACGCUAGGUGUAUUGAGCCAGGACGGUGUGAUGCGUUUUAUCAACAUCCACACCUGCAAGCUGCUGUUCCACAUGGGUUCCCACGACGACGCCAUCACCACAGCGACGGUCAGCCCCAACGGCAGACACGUGGUGGCCAUCAUGGAUAAUGGCAGCAUCAAUGUCUACAGUGUUCAGAGUCUCACUCAGGAAUUAAACAAGGUGGCACCUCCUCCCUCCAGGGUGGCAGUGGUCUCUGGCGGUGGAGCUGAUCAGGACUUGUCCAACUUAAAGGUCAAGGUCAGGUCAGAGGUCGUUCAGAGAGGCAGGCAGACACAGGUGAAGAUACUGAGACCCCCUGCUUGCUUUACAGCUGAGGAGAAAGAGAAUGAACUGCCUGCUGGUCUGAAUAAGAAGAGGUUGGUCGCUCUGCUCAAAGGGUUUGGAGAGUAUCCGGCUAAAUACAGGAUGUUCGUGUGGCGGUCUCUGUUGUGUCUCCCAGAGAACCAUGCGGCGUACAGCAGUCUGACUGACAAAGGCCUGCACUCAGCCUACCUCACUCUGCAGGAUAAAUACCCCAUCAAAAGUCACAAAUUACAGAGGGGCCUGCAGAGGGUUCUGUCUGCCUUAGCUCACUGGGCAGCCAUCUUUGGAGAGGUGGAGUACCUCCCCCUGGUAGCCUUCCCUUUCGUCAAACUCUUCCAGAACAACCCAAUGCUCUGUUUUGAGGUGGUGGCCACUGUCAUAGUGAAUUGGGGUCAGCACUGGUUCGAAUACUUUCCCAACCCCCCUCUGAACAUCCUGAGCAUGGCGGAGAACGUUCUGGCUCAUCAUGACAAGGAGCUGCUGCAGCACCUGGUGGACUGUGGCAUCACCUCCCAGCUCUACGUGUGGCCGCUGCUGGAGACCUUGUUCUCAGAAGUUCUUACUCGUGAGGAGUGGCUCAGGCUCUUCGACAACAUCUUCUCCAACCAUCCAUCCUUCCUGCUCCUGGCCUGCGUGGCUUACAUCACCUGCUGCCGGGAGCCUCUGCUGCUCUGCUCCCAGAAAGAGGACUUUGAGUAUUUCUUCCACCAUCGUAACAACCUGGAUCUGGGAGCCAUGAUAAAGGAGGCUUACCGGCUCAUGGGCAGCACACCGGCUGACAUCCAUCCCAGGACUUUGCUCUCUGACUUUACUCCACUGACCAAAGGCCAGUACCCCGUGUUCAACCACUACCCAGAAUUCAUAGUGCAAUACCAGAGCCGGGAGAGGGAGAAGAUACGACUGCAAGAGAUGGAGUAUCUCCGCGAGAGGCAGGAGGUGUCAGCACUGCACACAGAUUGCGUGCGUCGCCAGGCUGAAGAGGAGGCCUAUUAUGCACAACAGGAGCUGUUGCAGAAUGCAGAGGAACAGCGCAGAAACAUCCUGGCACAAGAAGAGGAAAAACUAGCUCAGCAGAGGACAAAGUUGGCAGCCAUGAAAAGAGAGCUGAAGGUGAAGGAGCUACAGCUGCUGGAUGCGACCAAAAGACGUUUCCUCAAACACCAACAGGACCUCAGAGCCUCGCAGGUCCAAAGGCUGGACCAGGAGAUCAGUACAAAGAUGGAUCUCCGGGAGCGAGAAACGGCUACAGCAGUCCAGGAUCUGGAAGUCCGACAGAUGGAGCUGGAGGCCCAGCGGAAACGACUCGAACAGCACCUGUUUAAGGAGCAGGAGCGCGUGGGACGGGAGGUUGAGGAGGAGAUGAAGAUGAGGAAGGCAGAAAGAGAGGAGGAGAACUACACAGAGCUGUUACACCACACAGAGACCAACAUGCAGGCGCUGGAGGAGUCCCUAGCGGAGGCGUGCCAGCUGGGCCUGGAGUCGGACUGGCAGAGGGAGGUGGGGGGGCGCCUGCAGCAGGUCCACGCCCAGCAGCAGAGCAACAGGGGGAGACUGGCAGAGAGUCACAGGCAGACGCUGGCAGAGGAGGAGAGGCUGGAGGACACCAUGAGGGAUGUUGCCGGGAGGAAGUGGGAUGAGGUAAUGAAUUCCAGAGCUGAGUUACAGGAGCAGCCUCUGUCUUCAGCUGAAACGGACGUCCGAAGACAGAUGAGGGUAGUAUCGCCUCCUCAUCGACCCAUACCCGCCCCUUCUGUCAGUGCUGGACCCAGCGCUGCAGGUCCAGACAUCAGGCCCGGCCCUGCCCCCCCCCUGAAGCAGGCACAAACCAACAUGGUGUGUCUGAACAGCCGAUCGCCUUCAGAGAGCACCUCCACCGUCUUUUCCUUGGACAGAGGUCGGGCCCAGCUGGACAGCAGCGAGAGAAAUCUGAUGAAGGAGAUCAGAGAGUUGAGACAGAAGCUGGCUGCCAGAGCCAGAGAGGGCAGCUCCUCCCCGUCUGUCCUCACUCUGUCCUCUGUCUCCCAGUGACACACUCUGUCCUCUGUCUCCCAGUGACAGACUCUGUCUCCCAGUGACACACUCUGUCUCCCAGUGACACACUCUGUCUCCCAGUGACACACUCUGUCUCCCAGUGACACACUCUGUCCUCUGUCUCCCAGUGACAGACUCUGUCUCCCAGUGACACACUCUGUCUCCCAGUGACACACUCUGUCCUCUGUCUCCCAGUGACACACUCUGUCCUCUGUCUCCCAGUGACACACUCUGUCCUCUGUCUCCCAGUGACACACUCUGUCUCCCAGUGACACACUCUGUCCUCUGUCUCCCAGUGACACACUCUGUCCUCUGUCUCCCAGUGACACACUCUAUCCUCUGUCUCCCAGUGACAGACUCUGUCCUCUGUCUCCCAGUGACACACUCUGUCCUCUGUCUCCCAGUGACACACUCUGUCUCCCAGUGACACACUCUGUCCUCUGUCUCCCAGUGACACACUCUGUCCUCUGUCUCCCAGUGACACACUCUGUCCUCUGUCUCCCAGUGACACACUCUAUCCUCUGUCUCCCAGUGACAGACUCUGUCCUCUGUCUCCCAGUGACACACUCUGUCCUCUGUCUCCCAGUGACACACUCUGUCCUCUGUCUCCCAGUGACACACUCUGUCCUCUAUCUCCCAGUGACACACUCUGUCCUCUGUCUCCCAGUGACACACUCUGUCCUCUGUCUCCCAGUGACACACUCUGUCCUCUGUCUCCCAGUGACACACUCUGUCCUCUGUCUCCCAGUGACACACUCUGUCCUCUUCCCAGUGACACACUCUGUCUCCCAGUGACACACUCUGUCCUCUGUCUCCCAGUGACACACUCUGUCCUCUGUCUCCCAGUGACACACUCUGUCCUCUGUCUCCCAGUGACACACUCUGUCCUCUGUCUCCCAGUGACACACUCUGUCCUCUGUCUCCCAGUGACACACUCUGUCUCCCAGUGACACACUCUGUCCUCUGUCUCCCAGUGACACACUCUGUCCUCCGUCUCCCAGUGACACACUCUGUCCUCUGUCUCUCAGUGACACACUCUGUCCUCUGUCUCCCAGUGACAGACUCUGUCUCCCAGUGACAGACUCUGUCUCCCAGUGACAGACUCAUCUCUGUCUUCAUCACAGAAACAUAUUCCUAUCUCAGACUACAGAAACAGACUGAGGAGCAUCCUGGCUGCUGACUGUCAUAGUGUUCCUAAAGCAUCCUCUAAAAACCACUUGUUCUCGUUCUGUGUGCAUUCAGUCCUCUGACUGGCUCCAUCAUCUGCUGAGUUCUCUGGUAAAAUCCCCACUAGCAGCUACAGUACCAUUCAUUUUCAACUCCGUUCUAUCUGUGACUCUGGCCAAACAAAAGCCAGAAGCUGCAUCAUCCUCACUGUCUGUAGCCGCUGAACACUACCCUGUGUCACAAAGUGAUGCAACACACAAUACUUUGUAUAUGAUAGACAUCUGUUAGUUUGUUUACAGAGCAGUGGAACAUCUUUGUAACUAUUUUACCUCCAAAUGUGUUAUUGUAUCAUUCCAAUGUAAUGUUCAUUUGUACACUUUAUAUUCAUAGUUGUAGAUUAUUUAAGUAUUCUUGCUGGUGCCCCAUUUAGCAUUUUUAUUUCAAUGCAUUUUCUGUAAUUUUAUUAUUUAUGAUCUGGUUUGGAUAAAAUAUUUUUUAAAAACCUAA
Molecule: messenger RNA, 5198 nt
Organism: Gymnodraco acuticeps
Lineage: Eukaryota; Metazoa; Chordata; Actinopteri; Perciformes; Bathydraconidae
Gene: tbc1d31
Product: TBC1 domain family, member 31
Exons: 23
Coding region: 330-3521 (1063 amino acids)
Cellular component (GO): centrosome
Molecular function (GO): protein binding
Source: RefSeq, a predicted model, not a curated record